Molecule: messenger RNA, 1386 nt
Organism: Vanessa atalanta (red admiral)
Lineage: Eukaryota; Metazoa; Arthropoda; Insecta; Lepidoptera; Nymphalidae
Gene: BomSIFR
Product: neuropeptide SIFamide receptor-like
Exons: 3
Coding region: 1-1386 (461 amino acids)
Biological process (GO): G protein-coupled receptor signaling pathway
Cellular component (GO): membrane
Molecular function (GO): peptide binding; neuropeptide Y receptor activity
Source: RefSeq, a predicted model, not a curated record
AUGGCUCCUUUAAGAGUAUUAAGUGAUUUUUCGGACGAUUUCCAAAACUCUUCAACUCAACAUCCAGGGGAGCGACAUCAUUUCAGGCACAGGAACCACUCGCGGGACCACGCAAGGAAUCAUUUCGUUGAUGUCAUAUCGAACUCUAUAAUGGAGGUGAUAAAUACGAGGUUCGUGCCGGAGAACAGCGUACUGCCUGACAUGGAGCCGCUGUCUACUCACAUGGAUGAAAGGCACCCGUUAAGGAUGAACAUAACGAUGAAUAGAUCUGACUUUGGCGCGAUUGACAAUGAAUUUAUGUAUAGACACAGUGGUGCGAUGACUGCAGUUUACUGUGUGGCAUAUCUUCUAGUGUUUAUCGUCGGCCUAGUCGGGAACUGCUUCGUGAUCGCUGUGGUGUACCGCUCCCCUCGGAUGCGAACUGUGACCAAUUUUUUCAUAGUGAAUCUGGCUGUUGCUGAUAUAUUAGUGAUCGUGUUCUGCUUACCCGCCACUCUAAUGUCCAACAUAUUUGUCCCAUGGGUGCUCGGCUGGCUGAUGUGCAAGACAGUGCCCUACGUGCAAGGACUGUCCGUGGCGGCGUCCGUCUACAGUUUAGUCGCAGUAUCACUUGAUAGAUUCUUGGCCAUCUGGUGGCCCUUGAAAUGCCAGAUCACGAAACGCCGAGCCAGAAUGAUGAUCGUCUUCAUAUGGAUCUUCGCUAUACUGGUCACUACGCCUUGGGUGUUUUUCUUCGACUUGGUUGUUGUGUUCGACGACAACCCUCACGUUCGUCUCUGCCUGGACGUCUGGCCUAACCCAAUCAGCGAAGUUCUCUACUUUGUCAUCGGAAACCUCAUAUUCUGCUACAUUCUACCCAUGGUACUGAUAACCAUGUGCUAUAUUUUGAUCUGGAUUAAGGUGUGGCGUCGGUCCAUUCCCACUGACACCCAAGACGCCCAAAUGGAAAGAAUGCAACAGAAGUCCAAAGUCAAAGUUGUAAAAAUGUUGGUAGCAGUCGUGAUUCUCUUCGUGCUGUCCUGGUUUCCACUUUACCUAAUCUUCGCAAGGAUAAAACUAGGCGGACCGGUUCAAAAGUGGGAGGAAGAAAUGUUCCCCGUAGUGACGCCUCUAGCUCAAUGGCUCGGAGCAUCAAAUUCUUGCAUCAAUCCGAUCCUAUACGCAUUCUUCAAUAAGAAAUAUAGGAAGGGAUUCGUUGCGAUUAUCAAAAGCAGGAAGUGUUGCGGCAGGUUGCGUUAUUACGAAACGAUCGCAUUACAAUCGUCAAGUACGUCUACGCGGAAAUCGUGGCAUUACAAUAACAACAACCACGCUUCGAUGACACGACGGUCACCACCGGUUGAUAAGAAUGCGGUAUCUUUCAUAUUCAAUAACACGGGUGUCUAA